Parascedosporium putredinis is the source of this 468-nucleotide messenger RNA. The record is from the annotation of a GenBank genome assembly. NCBI's taxonomy places the organism in Eukaryota, Fungi, Ascomycota, Sordariomycetes, Microascales, Microascaceae.
AUGUCAAGGCCUACAAGAAACUACCUUCGUUGCCAGCAUGACUCCUCAGACGAAAUCGAGAUCAUGGCCGCCAAGCAUCGACACACGGCCGACGACCAGGAAGUCGAGGAGCAGAGCCUAGAAGGGAAGGUUCAAAAGGAGCAGUUACAACGCUACUGGACCCGGCCACUUGCCGUCAUCUUUAUCCCAGCUAUUAUUACUGCGUAUUACGGCGUUAUAUGGUAUUACCUGCUGCAGGAAAAUCGGAGCGAUAAAGCCGCUAAAUACCGCACAUUUUCGGGCUCCGUCAUCUUCUACUCGUGGUUCAUCGUGGGCGUUUUCGGUCUAUCAUGGUCAAAGUUUGGGCUCCUCGGCCUCGAGACCUCUAUGCUUAACUCGCGUCGUUGGGCGGCGCCAAACUUAGUCUCAGUCCUGUGGCACUCCGACAAUACCUGGAAUAGCCCUUCAGGCUGGUAUAGGGGUUUGUAG